AUGCCCGACUUAUCAUUCGUGCCGCUUCACGACCGGAAGGACCUUCUCAAAAAGAGUGUCACGUUUUUGAACUCGGUGAGCCUAAUCGCGAACGGAUAAUCUCGAAACAAGGGGAUGUUUGCAGGAAUGGCCGCGAAGUGACGGAUCCCGAGAGCAUUCGCAAAAGAAGUCGUGCCGUCCGAGGCCGCCGAUGUCGUUUUUGCUGCUCGACGGGGAAACCGACGAGAUUCUGGGGCAUGCGAGAGUCACAACGCUUCCGAAUCGGUUAGUUGUGCACGUGAAACAGGUGUAUUUUUAAGAAGCUGCUCAUUUUAGAGAUCGCGCUCUAUGGAUUGAAUCGGUGAUGAUCAAAAAGGGCGAAAGAGGCCGUGGACUCGGAAAAUAUCUGAUGAAUGCGACAGAGCAGUGGAUGCUCGAGAACGAUUUCGACGAGGUUUCACUUGUUUUCACUUGUGAUCUUCGGCAAGAUUAUCAGUUUUGUGUUUGAGAAUUCACCUGAAACUUUUCCGUUCAAUCGGAUUAACUAAUCGGGAUGUGAAGUGAUUUGAAACCGAAAAACCCAGGUGAUUGCGAAAUGCUAAGGUUUCUCUGCUUUAAAUCAUCAUAUCUCCAGAACGGAUAAUCCGAUCGGACUGAAAAUUUCAAGGUAAGUAUUUUAAACUAAAACUGAUAAUCUCUCAUAGGAUGAUCGCAAAUGAGUUAGUUACUUUCGAUGAGCGCAUUCCUCGAUUCUAGGCAUUUCUGUCAACCGAAGAUCAGUGUCGCUUCUACGAAUCGUGCGGCUACCAAAAGUGCGAUCCGAUUGUGCAUUCGACCACCGCCACGAGUGUCUUUCCGGCAAUGGAGCACUUUCAGGUAAUUGUAAUCAAAGCGCGCUUCCAAUAUUUUCCUGCUCCAGAAUGCUGCCGCGGAGCAUCACGUCCCAGUCCGUUCCGCGCCCUCUUCCGCUUCCGCAAUCACUUCUGCAUUGGCGCCACUCCCUCCGCCGCCACCACCACUUCCGAAGAUGGUCACCACAUCCACUUCUCCCAUUCAAAUCUCAACAGUCGAACACCAGUACAUGAAGAAGCGGCUGAAACCUACGACUCUUGAAACAUAA
Caenorhabditis sp. 36 PRJEB53466 is the source of this 1099-nucleotide messenger RNA. The record is from the annotation of a GenBank genome assembly. Lineage: Eukaryota; Metazoa; Nematoda; Chromadorea; Rhabditida; Rhabditidae.